CUGGGCAGCGCGCGUCAGUUCCCACCCCGACUUCGGGAUGAUCGGCCAGAAGACCCUCUACUCCUUCUUCUCCCCGAGCCCUUCCCGGAAGCGACCUGCCUGCAGCCCCGAGCCAGCCGCCCCGGGGACCGGCGUGGCGGCCGCAGCUGGGGAGAGCGGCGAGGAGGCGGUGAGACCGGACGAGGCCAGCCCUGCCAAGAAGAUCCGAGCGGGCCAGGAUGAGCCGGGCACGCCGCCCUCUUCGCCCCUGAGCCCCGAGCAGCUGGGCCGCAUCCAGAGAAACAAGGCCGCGGCCCUGCUCCGACUCGCGGCCCGCAACGUGCCGGUGGGCUUCGGGGAGAGCUGGAAGCAACAUCUUAGCGGGGAGUUCGGGAAACCCUACUUCAUAAAGCUAAUGGGAUUUGUUGCAGAAGAAAGAAAACAUUACACUGUUUAUCCUCCCCCACACCAAGUCUUCACAUGGACCCAAAUGUGUGACAUGAGAGAUGUAAAGGUUGUCAUCCUGGGACAGGAUCCCUAUCAUGGACCAAACCAAGCUCACGGGCUCUGCUUUAGUGUCCAAAGGCCUGUUCCCCCUCCACCCAGUUUGGAAAACAUUUACAAAGAGCUGUCUACAGACAUAGAUGGCUUUGUGCAUCCCGGCCAUGGAGAUUUAUCUGGAUGGGCCAAACAAGGUGUCCUCCUCCUCAAUGCCGUCCUCACCGUCCGGGCCCAUCAAGCCAACUCCCAUAAGGAGAGAGGUUGGGAGCAGUUCACUGAUGCAGUUGUGUCCUGGCUCAAUCAGAACCUGAGUGGCCUUGUCUUCUUGCUCUGGGGCUCUUAUGCUCAGAAGAAAGGCAGUGCCAUUGACCGGAAGCGACACCACGUCCUGCAGACCGCUCACCCCUCCCCACUCUCCGUGUACCGAGGGUUCUUUGGUUGUAGACAUUUUUCCAAAGCCAAUGAGUUGCUGAAGAAGUCUGGCAAGAAGCCCAUCAACUGGAAGGAGCUGUGAGCCCACGCCAAGGGGAAGUCUGACUCCAGGGGUGGUUUUGAAGAGCCUCUGUGGAAGCGUCACUUGUGGGGUCAUUGACAUUCAAGUAUGCUGCACAGGGCCUGCAGCCUUGUCCAGCCAGAAAUAGCAGGUCCUUUGACAUCUGUGCCUGCGCCUCCCUCCGGGCAAGACAGGUGCCCCAGCCAAGGCACAGUCGGCUUGGCCCAAAAUCCACUCGGUUAUCUUCUACUUUUCUUUUGUGGUUAAAAGGGGAAGCUUUUGUAGCUUUGGGGCUCAACAAAUAGUUUGGUUCUGGCUGCUACUUUUUUUGACCUAGUAGAUAGACUAGAUUUCUGGGGUGCUGGUUAUUUCUUAGGAAGGCCCCUACAUAGGGAAAGCAUGAGGCCCAGGUGGGGAGGCAGGGGAAUGGUGUUCCUCCCUGGUUGGAGUGGAAGGGGACAGGCAGGAACAGCGCCUGGGUCUCCGUCCUGUUCUCUGUGUUUCUGGAGGAAGCAGGGGAGGUUGAACCCAGGGAAGGAAGGUUUUGUUUUAGUGUGGGGUGGGUGAAUUUUCUAGGGCUGGGCAGAGCUGGCAUUCCACACCAGCAGAUUACUGAACACUGGGUUUGUGUUUGAUGCGGGUGCGUGCUGGUAUAUGUAUGUGUGAUCACACCCAGAGCUGUAUACCUCUAAGCUGCAAUCCCAGCCCCAAGUGCUGUUUUUUAUGUACUGAAAUCAUUUAAGAGUAUAUUUUUCUACAACACUGGAGAACUUCCCUGUGCAGAUGGGGCAGAGUUUUUCAAUCCUUGCUCAAGAGAUAAUCUUUGUGUAGUCCUCCUUUCCAUCCUGGAUCCUGAUGGGUGGGGUUAAAGUGUUAACCCUGCGCUGGUUGUAAAUAAACAAUGGUUGAAGUUUU
Messenger RNA from Perognathus longimembris pacificus (Pacific pocket mouse), 1888 nucleotides. RefSeq names its product uracil DNA glycosylase (gene Ung). The transcript has 7 exons. Gene Ontology annotation, biological process: base-excision repair, AP site formation via deaminated base removal; base-excision repair. Bases 38 to 994 code for a protein of 318 amino acids. The record is from RefSeq and is a predicted model, not a curated record. Gene Ontology annotation, cellular component: mitochondrion; nucleus. Gene Ontology annotation, molecular function: uracil DNA N-glycosylase activity. Lineage: Eukaryota; Metazoa; Chordata; Mammalia; Rodentia; Heteromyidae.